Molecule: messenger RNA, 1032 nt
Organism: Penicillium macrosclerotiorum
Lineage: Eukaryota; Fungi; Ascomycota; Eurotiomycetes; Eurotiales; Aspergillaceae
Product: DUF3712 domain-containing protein
Exons: 5
Coding region: 1-1032 (343 amino acids)
Cellular component (GO): fungal-type vacuole membrane
Source: RefSeq, a predicted model, not a curated record
AUGUCGAAGUCUGACCUUGAAGACAGCUCUGGCUCCGAUAGCAACGGUGCGACCGAAGCGCCAUUGUCCAAGCCGAAGGUAUGGCAACGAUUGGGAACGCAUAUGAAGAAGUGGUGGUGGAUAUACCUGAUCGCAUUUUGUUGUAUCUUCUUGGUCGUGUUCCUUCCAAUAAUCUAUGUCGGAAUACCCCACUUCGCGAACAAAUAUAUUGAUGGCUACCAAUAUGACUACCAAGGCCUCGCAAUUACAAACCCUCGACCCAUGGCCUUCCAUAUAAGCCAGUCUAAAAAGAUUAGUAUGGGCGGGGGGUUCAGUGGCAGUGGCCAUCUAUCCGCUUUCAAUGCAACUAUUCGAGUUCCAGGCACAAACGAGGAGAUCGCAGUCUUUCCAGUGCCGGAAAUAAAAUUCGACAAUGGUGCAGAUCUUAAUAUCGAUCAAGAUUUCGAUAUGUCUUGCGUGGAUUGCCUGUCGAAGGUGGCCGUCGCCGCAGCUUCGAAUGAGAGCUUCGCGAUUUUGGUUACCGGAAAGCCUGACUUGACUUAUGGCGGCCUUCCCACUGCUCAUUUGAAUAUUCAUAAGACCAUGAACAUGAAUGGUUACAACGUCACCGAAUUCGUAAAUUCUGAAGGCGCUUUCAACAUCACAAGUUUAGAACUCUUAGAUCCGGAAGUGGACGGAUACAACUUCAAUGCCACCCUUUCUUUACGCAAUCCAACCCCUUUCACCGUUGAGAUGGGCCAUGUCACCUUCAAUCUUAGCAUGGGAGGCACUUCACUAGGAUACGUGGACCUGCCUCACCUAAUGCUUGAACAACAUAACACGAGUACUUUGGCCUUGGGAAACGUCAACAAGUCAAUGCUCAUCCAGGAAGUUAUAUGGAGUGACGGCGAUAGUGGAGAAGUUACCAUCGAUGUUCGUGGCCACAGCUGCGACUACAAUGGACAGGAAAUCCCAUACUUUGCCGCUGCCAUCAAGGCUGUGUCUGCGUCCGCGAAAAUUGACUUGCUGAGCUACGUGUCAGAUAUAUUAUGA